AUGCCGUCGCGCGUGUUGAACGCGCGCGCGGGCAGCGAGGUGACCGUAGCUGACAGCCCGCUCGCGACGUUCGAGUCGCUCACGCAAGCUGCCGUCAUCGCUGUCAUGGGCGUAGCCAUCGUCGUUUCCAACCUGCUAAUUAUAGCUGCUUUCCUAAACUUCAAAGGUCUAUCGAACGAGGUUAUCAACUAUUAUCUCCUAUCGUUAGCUGUAGCAGAUCUGUUAUGUGGACUUUUCGUCGUUCCUCUAUCUGUGUACCCCGCUAUCACUGGACGAUGGAUGUUUGGGGACCUGAUGUGCCGCCUGGUCGGCUAUGUGGAAGUGACCCUGUGGUCCGUCUCUGUGUACACAUUCAUGUGGAUCUCAGUGGAUCGGUACCUUGCCGUGAGGAAACCUCUCCGUUAUGAGACGGUUAGUGCGACGGUACAAACUCGCACCCGAAGUCAAUGCUGGAUGGUUUUCACCUGGAUUUCGGCAGCCAUGCUUUGUUGUCCACCUCUUCUUGGAUACAAAAAGGAAGCAAAUUUCGAUAAAGAAACUUUAAUUUGCAUGCUGGAUUGGGGAACAACAUAUGCUUACACAGCGACAUUAGUUAUUUUAGUACUAGGACCUAGUGUCAUUUCAAUAGUUUACAACUACUUCUACAUAUUCUCUAUGAAAAGAAAGUUGAAUAGUGGUGCUCCAAUCCACGAUAAGGAAUAUGCGACUGCAUUGGCUGAAAACCUCGCAAACCCGAGUCAUUGGAUGAGUUUUAUUCUCGUAACAGCCUUUUGGCUUAGCUGGGCUCCAUACACAGGUGUAAGGCUAUACGAAUACUUCACCGAUCAAGAGCUUAAAAUACCAAUGCUUCACUUCGGUGUAGUAUGGCUCGGUAUCUUAAAUUCUUUCUGGAAAAUUGUUAUCCUCAUAUCUUUUAGCCCUCAAUUUCGACUUGCAUUGAGAAUAUUGUGCUUGACAGCUUGUUGCCGCACGAAAGGUCGCUUGCAAGCUGAGCUGAUUGGCAUGGACAAUGAUGAUUAA
Melitaea cinxia (Glanville fritillary) is the source of this 1020-nucleotide messenger RNA. It is a transcript of the gene DopEcR, whose product is annotated as G-protein coupled receptor 52. Gene Ontology annotation, cellular component: membrane. The transcript is spliced from 3 exons. The coding region runs from base 1 to 1020 and encodes 339 amino acids. The record is from RefSeq and is a predicted model, not a curated record. Gene Ontology annotation, biological process: G protein-coupled receptor signaling pathway. Gene Ontology annotation, molecular function: peptide binding; G protein-coupled receptor activity. NCBI's taxonomy places the organism in Eukaryota, Metazoa, Arthropoda, Insecta, Lepidoptera, Nymphalidae.